This is a messenger RNA of Microplitis demolitor, 2197 nucleotides long. It is a transcript of the gene Cdc23, whose product is annotated as cell division cycle protein 23 homolog. Lineage: Eukaryota; Metazoa; Arthropoda; Insecta; Hymenoptera; Braconidae. Gene Ontology annotation, biological process: cell division. The transcript has a single exon. Bases 158 to 1888 code for a protein of 576 amino acids. Gene Ontology annotation, molecular function: protein binding. The record is from RefSeq and is a predicted model, not a curated record. Gene Ontology annotation, cellular component: anaphase-promoting complex.
UUCAAAACAAAAGUGUCAAGACAUCGUCAGUUUUAUUACCGGUAUUUAUUAUUUAUUAACUAUUUUUCAAAUAUAAAUUAAUAAAAAAAACUAUCAAUUAUUAGUAAUUAAUUGAAAUACUUGAUAGCAAUUAUUAUUUAUAUAUAAAUAUAAGAAAAUGGACGAGUCAAUGUCUAAAUUAGACAUAAGUAAGGUUAAGAAAGACAUUUUACAAGCAAUAACUGAUUGUUACCAACGCGGUUUGUUGCACACGACAAAAUGGCUCGCAGAAUUAAACUAUUCAUUAAAAAACGUCGUUGUAAAUGAUCCAGAUGUAACCCAAGAAUUAAAUUUCGUCGAUACUUCCGUUGAAGAGGACACUUAUAUUUUAGCAAAAAGUUAUUUUGAUCUAAAAGAGUACGAUCGAGCAAGUUAUUUUAUUAAAAAUAACAAAACAUCUAAAUCAAAAUUUCUCUAUUACUAUUCGCGUUAUUUAUCAACUGAAAAAAAGAAAAUGGACGACAUGACCGAUGUACCACCAGACCCAUUAAAAAACGAUGAAUUAAAAUCUCUAUGCUCUGAUUUACGUAAUGAAAAUUUAUCAAAUAAUUUAGACGGUUUUGGUUUAUAUUUAUAUGGCGUUACAUUAAAAAAAUUGAUGUUAACACAUGAAGCCAUUGAUAUUUUAGUUAAAUCAAUCCAUGAGUAUCCAAUGCAUUGGGGAACUUGGUUAGAAUUAUCACCUCUUAUUGGCGAUCGUGAAAAAUUAGAAAGUUUAAUUUUACCAGAUCAUUGGAUUAAAAAAUUUUUUAUGGCUCAUAUGUAUUUAGAGCUGCAAUUACUCGAUGAAGGUCUUGCUCUUUAUUACGAUUUACAAUCAAUGGGAUUUGAAAAAAACGGUUAUAUUUUAGCGCAAAUAGCAAUUGCUAUUCAUUAUAAAAGAGAUGCAGAAAAUGCUAUUGAUACUUUUAAAAAAAUAAUAAAAGACGAUCCCUAUUGUCUGGAUAAUAUGGACACAUAUUCAAAUUUACUUUACGUAAAAGAGAUGAGAGUCGAAUUAGCAUACUUAGCACAUCGUGCUACGGCUAUCGAUAAGUAUCGUUUAGAAACUUGCUGUAUUGUCGGUAAUUAUUACAGCUUAAGAUCCGAUCAUCAGAAAGCUGUUAUGUAUUUUCAUCGAGCGUUGAAAUUAAAUCCCCAGUAUUUGUCUGCCUGGACGUUACUAGGACAUGAGUUUAUGGAACUGAAAAAUACUAAUGGAGCUAUUCAUAGUUACAGACAAGCUAUUGAAGUUAAUAGAAAAGAUUAUCGUGCUUGGUAUGGUCUAGGACAAACAUAUGAGAUACUAAAGAUGCCAUUUUAUGGACUAUAUUAUUAUAAACAUGCGCAGAGAUUAAGGCCACAUGAUAGUAGAAUGAUUUUAGCGCUUGGAGAAGCUUAUGAGAAACAGGAUAAAGUUCAAGACGCAUUGAAAUGCUAUUACAAGGCUUGCAAUGUUGGUGAUAUUGAAGGAAUGGCAUUGAUUAAAUUAGCAACAUUAUAUGAAAAUUUAAAUCAAGAAGAGCAUGCGGCUGCGGCUUAUACUGAUUUUGUUAUGGAUGAAUUUCGAAAUGCGGAUAGAAAUGAAUUGAGUCAUGCAUAUAAAUUUUUAACUCAGUAUCAUUUGAAGAGAGAACAAUUGGAUCAGGCAAAUCAUUAUGCGCAGAAAUGUUUACAAUUUGAUGAAACUAAGGAAGAAGCUAAAGCGCUGCUGAGGACUAUUGCACAGAAGAGGAUAAAUGUUGAGGAUAUGGUGGUCAUUGAAGAUAUGAAUGAAACUGAUCCGGUUGCUGACCAGGGCACGAGGGUUCCAGCUACGCCGGGGAAUCAGAUGUCACCAAUUAAUCUUUCGUUUACGCCUACGCAGUGAAUACUUUUAAGCUUAGAAUUAUAAGGAUAUUAUUUACUCCAAUUACAGUAUGGUAUGGAGACUUAUCAAAGCUUAUGAAAACUUUGUACUGGUUUGAUAAAAAUUUAUGUUUACAUGGAAAUUGUAACUAAAAUAUCAACUUUAUGGAAAAAUGCAAUCAGACCUUUUUUUAUAGAGAAUUUAAUUUCCUACAAAAUUUUUCUCAUACAUUUUUAUCAUAUCUUUGAUAGUUUAGCAGUAAUUAUAAUUUUAAGUUAAACAACAAUAAAAUUGUAUUUUUUCUAAUGUAAAAAUAAAUAAAAUUAUUAA